UUCAGCCGCCUGUUAGGCGCCUCAUUCCCCCACCACCAAUAACACAACCAUCCUCAGCAAAUUCAUCAACUUUAUGUUCUCCAAAUCUUAAGAAGGAAAGGGGAGUUCUCGUGAACAUUUUUGCCGAACUUCCCUUUCGAGGCUAAAAAAUGAGCUUCAGGUUAUGUUGUUCUGAACUCACAUACCCCAAUGUAGAGGGUUUGAGGAGUACAAAGGCAAAUCCAGUGGCAUCUAACUCUUUUAGAAGGGCUGGUUGUUAUUCUCUAUCAUCAUAUUCUGAUGCUAGAAAAAUGAUGAUAUCAAGUCAUCUAGUUCCUGGCCAUUUAGAAGGAUCAUUCAUGGGAAAGAAACGGCAGGCAGAUCCCAGAAGGAAGCUCGAAUUCGUGAGGACAUUGUUGAUUGAUAAUUACGAUAGCUAUACAUACAACAUUUACCAGGAGCUAAGUGUCAUCAAUGGCUUGCCACCGGUGGUUGUUCAAAACGAUGAACUGACAUGGGAAGGCAUCUGCUCUUUCUUGUAUGAGAAGGGUGCAUUCGAUAAUAUUGUUAUAUCACCUGGACCUGGUUCUCCUACAUGCCCAGCAGAUAUAGGAUUGUGUCUUCAGCUGCUGUUGGAGUGCUGGGAUAUCCCUAUUUUGGGCGUUUGUCUUGGACAUCAGGCUCUAGGUUAUGCACAUGGUGCUCAAAUUAUCCAUGCAUCUGAGCCAAUCCAUGGACGUCUGAGUGAAAUUGAGCAUGAUGGCUGCAAGUUAUUUGCUAAUAUACCGUCUGACAGAAAUUCAAGGUUUAAGGUUGUUCGAUAUCAUUCACUUGUUAUAGAUGGAGAAUCUCUCCCGGAAGAGCUCAUACCAAUAGCUUGGACCUCUUCUGAUGACACACUUUCUUUCCUGGAGACCCAGAAGUUUGAUGCUGCCAUCCCUGAUACCUUUGAGAUUGAGAGUUAUCGGGCUUCCAGCCAUGUUAAUGGAACGAAAAGUAGAAAAGUCAUCAUGGGAAUUAGGCAUGCUACUUGGCCUCAUUAUGGCGUGCAGUUUCAUCCCGAAAGUGUUGCAACAACUUACGGGAGACAGAUAUUCAUGAACUUCAGAGAAAUAACCCGGGAUUAUUGGCUACGGAGUUCAUCAUUCAGCAGGGAAAGAAAUAUCCAUUACACUGAGUCCAUGCAGGUACCCCAUGUUAAUAGACUGUUUGGAGCCAUUCAUACCGGGACGCAAUUAAUGCAAGGUGCAGAAUGGAGAAAUCUAGGACAUUUUGAUAUGGUAAAUGUUUCGCCUCCGAGCAUGCACACUAAAUUUCUAAGGUUAAAAUGGAGGAAGUUUGAUCACUUGGCUAGUAAAGUUGGUGGUUCAAAGAACAUAUUUUCCGAACUUUUCGGGAAAAAUAAGGCUGAAAACACUUUUUGGUUGGACAGUUCAUCAACAGAGAAGGGAAGAGCACGGUUUUCAUUCAUGGGGGGCAAAGGUGGAGAUCUUUGGAAGCAAUUAACUUUCAGAUUGUCUGAAGAAAGCGAUGCAGCUGGUAGGCAUGGAGGUCAUUUAUUGGUUGAAGAUGCCAAAGGCUCUACUAACAGCACGUUUUUGGAAGAAGGUUUUUUCGAAUAUUUGAACAAGGAGCUUCUGUCACUCUGCCAUGAGGAAAAAGAUUUUGAAGGACUGCCAUUUGACUUCUAUGGUGGAUUUAUUGGUUAUAUAGGGUAUAAUCUUAAAGUAGAAUGUGGCGCGGAAUCCAACGCUCACAAAUCCACAACUCCAGAUGCUUGUUUUUUCUUUGCGGAUAACCUUGUAGUCAUCGAUCAUCAUUUCGAUGAUGUUUAUGUGAUGUCGUUACACGAAGGAAAUACAACCAAGACGCAGUGGCUGGAUGAUACUGAAACGAAGCUUGUCAGCUUGAAAGGUUCUGCCACAAGAAAGUUAGAUGAGCGGAUUUUGAAAGCUGCGGCAAGCUCUCCACAUGAAGCAGGCUUUCAUUCCGAGAAAUCCCGGGAGCAAUACAUUAGUGACGUCGAGAAAUGCCUGGAGUACAUUAAAGAUGGAGAAAGCUACGAACUCUGCCUCACAACUCAGUUUAGAAAAUCCGUUGGCGAAGUAGAUCCUUUGAGACUUUAUCUUCAUCUUAGAGAGGAAAAUCCGGCUCCUUACGCGUCAUGGCUGAAUUUUUCGAAAGAAAAACUAUGCAUAUGCUCUUCGUCUCCCGAAAGGUUCCUACGACUAGAUAGAAGCGGUGUACUUGAAGCCAAGCCGAUUAAGGGGACCAUUGCUCGUGGUGCAACAUUGGAGGAAGAUGAACGGCUCAAGUUGCACUUGCAGUACAGCGAAAAGGAUCAGGCUGAAAAUUUAAUGAUUGUCGAUCUUCUGAGGAAUGACCUGGGUCGUGUUUGUGAACCGGGCACCGUUUGUGUGCCUCAUCUCAUGGAAGUGGAGUCCUAUGCAACGGUUCAUACUAUGGUGAGUACAAUCCAGGGGGAAAAACAGUCAAAUGUUAGCGCUGUUGAUUGCGUAAAGGCAGCGUUUCCCGGCGGUUCGAUGACAGGGGCUCCCAAGUUAAGAUCAAUGGAGCUUUUAGAUUCCAUCGAGAGCUGCUCCCGAGGUAUAUACUCGGGCUCCAUCGGAUUUUUCUCCUAUAAUCAGACUUUUGACCUUAAUAUCGUGAUAAGAACAGUCGUCAUACAUGAAGAUGAAGCAUCUAUAGGUGCAGGAGGGGCGAUCGUCGCCCUAUCCGAUCCGGAAAAAGAGUACGAGGAAAUGGUAUUGAAAACGCGUGCUCCGGCCAAUGCCGUGAUGGGAUUUUGAUCACGUUUAGCGUCAACUGAAUCAAAUACGAACGUUAUUCGAUGUCGAUUUUCUGUCUCGAGUUAUUGUUUUGGGAAUAUAGGUCGGAAUCUGCAGAAAAUGCAGCAAUGCAAUGUUGGCAUAGGUUUUACCAGAUUUAUUUCUGCUGAAGGUGAACAAAAGCUAUAAUGGUUUUAAAUAACGUUCGCGAUCACGUUUUAGGUC
This is a messenger RNA of Hibiscus syriacus, 2993 nucleotides long. RefSeq names its product aminodeoxychorismate synthase, chloroplastic-like. Gene Ontology annotation, biological process: L-tryptophan biosynthetic process; folic acid-containing compound biosynthetic process. The coding region runs from base 150 to 2789 and encodes 879 amino acids. The transcript is spliced from 14 exons. NCBI's taxonomy places the organism in Eukaryota, Viridiplantae, Streptophyta, Magnoliopsida, Malvales, Malvaceae. The record is from RefSeq and is a predicted model, not a curated record.